Messenger RNA from Laccaria bicolor S238N-H82, 1002 nucleotides. RefSeq lists its product as uncharacterized. Bases 1 to 1002 code for a protein of 333 amino acids. The record is from RefSeq and is a predicted model, not a curated record. The transcript has 7 exons. Lineage: Eukaryota; Fungi; Basidiomycota; Agaricomycetes; Agaricales; Hydnangiaceae.
AUGAGUGAUCAAGGUGUCGAAGGUGUCGAUCCCAGUGGUGGUGUGGUCAACAAGAAGCCACUGCUCAAAAAUCUCUUGCGCAACUGGGCCAAGGGCCAGCGCCUUGCUUUUCUCGAAGGAUUUAUCGCCGACUACAAGGAGGCUUUGCAUACCAAGAAGAAAGCCUCUUCUGUUCUGGACGCCAUUGUCAACCAAUGGUUUACUCACUUUCACUGGACUAUCCCUCUGUCUUCUGGCAACUCUGCAACUGCUACUGUCCUUCCAAUGGAUGCCCAGGGCCACGAGAUCUUGAGCCCCACAGAUGCAAUCCUCAAAGGCAGAGUAAUUGAGUGUGCGCACACAUCUCUUUACCACUGGUACGAAUACCGAUGCAAACGGACAGUUCCUCAGAUGGGUAAAGGCAAGAAAGACCCCAUCUCCCUCCUACUUCAAAAGCUUCUCAGGUGUAGCACGUCGCCUACUAGGCGUAGCGCAGGUUGGGAGACUUGGGGGAAGGAGAACUUCGCGUCAUUGAAGGCAGAGUUUGAGGCAGACUUUGCGGAGCUUGAUGAAGAUACGCAGAAUCACUGGAAUGAGGUUGCGAAAACAAAGUAUGAGGAGGUCAAAAAGGUUGCGCAGGAGCGCACAGAUAAUUCUGGGCUACUAAGUCCAGCAGAGGCUCAAGCAGUUUUAAAUGACCUCCCAAGUGUUUUUGGACCCACGAUUCAAUCAAUAGGUGAAGCACUGGGCAUGCAUGUUACGGUUUUGAUCGGGGGGCCAGAACCAAGCAAAAAAGGGCAACUCAAUAUGAUCGGUAUACAUCAUGGCGAGAACAAAGCUGCCGUCCCUAAAGUAUGGCCUUUGGCUGAAAAGGAGAAGUGUGCUCUGGUAAAGGAUGCCUUUAUUUUGUUCCUGGGUACUUGUUAUUCCAUUGAGGAACAGUGCACAUGGGCGUUACCCCAACCACCCACUCCAGUCAACACUAACAUAUCCACGACGGAGGGGUACCUACCACUUAUAUGA